AUGGCUUACUCUGGUUUUGUGUGGAUGAUGCUGCUUUUCGCUUUAGUGGCUGGUUCGGCUUUUGCUCAAGGUCCGGGAGCGGCGCCGACCAUGUACCCGCCGGCUUCUUCUCCUAAAGCUGCUCCUCCUACGUCUCACACCUCGACCCCUACUCCUUCUCCCACUAUGUCUCCACCAGCCCGAUCCGCUCCCGCUCCCUCUCUCGCUCCGACCUCCAUUACCACGCCGCCCACCGGUGCUCCGUCCAGCUCGCCUCCGGCUCCUCCCACAUCAACUCCUGCUAAAGCUCCGGUUUCGGGCCCCUCGAUAAGCGCACCGGCGUCGUCUGAGUCUCCAGCCAGUACUCCUGGCAAUGGCGCAGCCUUUAACACAGUCUCCGUCACAGGAUCUGUAGCUUCGGUCAUCUUAGCUGCAACUUUGUUGCUGUAG
Molecule: messenger RNA, 429 nt
Organism: Carya illinoinensis
Lineage: Eukaryota; Viridiplantae; Streptophyta; Magnoliopsida; Fagales; Juglandaceae
Product: classical arabinogalactan protein 10-like
Exons: 1
Coding region: 1-429 (142 amino acids)
Source: RefSeq, a predicted model, not a curated record